GUCGCAACCACGCGCUUUUCUUCGCGGUGCGUGUUGUUUCGAAACGAAAGAGAAGAAAAGAAUUACACGAAAUGCGGAGACCACCGCCUGACCCGGCUGCGGAGACGAGGGUUCGCUUCUUUCUUGUAGGCGCCCUCAUCGGACUCCUCACUCUUUUGCUCUCCUGCUACUUCACGUUGAGGAACGUUGCGGCAAAUGAUCACCUGAGGGAACUCAACGCCGCCAUUCGAGCCGUGGAGGGUGCGCAGGUGUCGACGUAUCUCGCCCUGAUGAACGCCACGAGGAUUCCGCGUGUGUUUGAACCCGGCCAGCACCCCCUGUACGUCGUCACCUGCAUCCCAGAGGACGAGACGGCAGAGGCCCAGGAGAUAGUGCGUCAGGUCGCCUACACGUUCCGCACCGUGCCCAUGGAUGCGGACUACGUCCAUCACCCGCUAACAGCCGCCUACCGCCACCAUCGAUAUAAGGCGGCGAAGAUCUUGCGGGAGGUGUGGCAGCAAUUUCAGCCGGAUGAGGACUCGCUCAUGAGCGAGGUGUACGGCUCUAUGCUGUCCCUGGCGGAGCUGCGCGAGGUGGACCUGUCAGUGCUGGUCCACUGCGAAACUUACGACACCUUCCGCUGCCGUGCUGCCGUUGACGCCGCCCGUCUGCGCAACGGCCCCUCGAGUCAGUUGGAGAGGACGUACCAGCUGCGCCACGGCACAUCGCAGCCGUCGCCGCCGCGUAUUCCUUUUCGGGAUCCGGACAUACCGCGCAAGGUCGUGGCGCCUGCUUCCACGGUGCGCGCUGGUUUUUGGAAGGACCCUUUCCGCCCUCCGUUGGCGGGUUUGCUGCCUCCGCGAGACACACUCGUAAUGAACCCAGGCUACUUCUCUGACCCGGCAAGCCAGGUACUCUACAUGGUCUUUGGCCACAUCGAAGGCUCGAUGCUGCUGACGGGCUUCGUCAUAUUUUCGUUGUCAUUGACGUGUUUCUCUUUGGCGGCGUGGGCGCUUGGCGUCGCGUGCUGGAUGGUGUCUCGCGCAUGA
Leptomonas pyrrhocoris is the source of this 1028-nucleotide messenger RNA. RefSeq lists its product as hypothetical. The record is from RefSeq and is a predicted model, not a curated record. Bases 72 to 1028 code for a protein of 318 amino acids. Lineage: Eukaryota; Euglenozoa; Kinetoplastea; Trypanosomatida; Trypanosomatidae. The transcript has a single exon.